AUGUAAAUUGAUUUAUUAGAGUAAUAAUAAUUAGUUAAGAAAAAGAGAUCAAGGUCUUAAAAAGCCAAUGCAGAUUCAAUACCAGCAUUUUUAUUAAAAACCUAUGAGAUUAUAGAUGUAAAAAUUAUGGGCAAUUCUUAGAAUCCUAGCAAUUAAGAUGUCAUUAGUUGGAAUGAGGAAGGAAGUGCAUUUAUAGUUAAAAAAGUAAAUGAGUUUUCGGAUGUCAUUCUCCCUUAAUCAUUCAAGCACAGUAACUUUGCAUCGUUCGUUCGAUAAUUAAAUAUGUAUGACUUUCACAAAACCCGACAUGACAAUAAUGAAAAUGAAUUUAAACACAAGUUAUUCUAAAGAGGAAAGAAGUAUGGAUUUUAUAUAUACGUAGAAACUUAUUGAGUUAAAUUAAACGCAAGACAAAUGAUUAGAAAGAUUAAAAUUCGUUGACUCUCAUAAAAACUGAGAUCGUGAGAAAUGGGAAUUAGGAAAUUCCAGAUGUAUUAGAUUUUUAUACAUAUCGAAGAUAUCAAUGCAAAUGUCGAGGUUGUCGAACAAAUAGAGUGAGUUAGAAAAACUAAUGAAAAUUCUAAUAAAAUAAAAUGAGAAAAUUUAGAAAGAAAAUAAGUAUUUAUGGACAGAACUAAUGAAGAAUAAGUAUAUAAUACAUAUAAAUAGGCAUAAGAAUGAAAAUUCUGAGGAAUAAAUAAUGAAGUGGGUUUUGCAAUCAUUGCAAGGGAACAAAUAAAAUGGGAAGCAUAAAAAUAUUUCCACUAAUAACCUUUUGAUGAUUAAGUAAACAAGCGAAAAUGACGAUGAGUUUUAAAAUGAAUAUUAACACCAAAAGAUAUUUGAAAAUGAAAAACCUGCAUUUGAAUAACUACCAUAGUAAAUGCUAAAAUAAAAUUUCGAACAAUAAAUAGAAUAAUUAUCAAAAACUCAAAUCAUUUAAAUUUUAAUGAAAGCAGUUGCUAAUAAUUAGAAAUAGGAGAAAAAAAAUAUAUUUAAAUAUGAGGAUGAUGAAGUUAGUUUUGAUGAAGAAUAUCCAAUAACUAAAAAAGUGGAUUUUAAAUAUGAAAAUGAAGAAAAAAAAUAGGAUAAUCAACUUAUUGUAUAUAGUGAUCCAUUUUCUUUCCAUAAAUUAGAUGAUAAUUUUAUUAUAGCAGAAUCACCUAAUUUAAGUAGAAAGAAUUCUUAUUAUGAUUAGGAUCCUAUUCCUCAAUUUUAUGAAUAUUGA
Molecule: messenger RNA, 1228 nt
Organism: Paramecium octaurelia
Lineage: Eukaryota; Ciliophora; Oligohymenophorea; Peniculida; Parameciidae
Source: the annotation of a GenBank genome assembly